AUGUGCCAUACACAAAGCUCUGAUCCAGACGACUUCAACAAUUCUUCAAACAAUGGGAAUGUCCAUAGUUCCCCAGCAAAUAAUAGUGAAGUUUCAUAUGAAACUGUUUUAGCCAUCAUCGAGGCAAACAAUUGUUUUUUAGUUUCCGUUCUAGAAAAGUAUCAAGAAAUGACUCAAACUAUGAAUGAAUUUGAGCUUACUCUGCAAGAUAUUAAGAGCAAUUCAGCUACUGGAAAUUAUUAUUCUUCUUUAAUAAACUUCAGAAAAUAUUAAAAUAUUACUAAAUGAUUAUUAGUUUAUAUUGUCUGGCAUAA
Messenger RNA from Blepharisma stoltei, 314 nucleotides. NCBI's taxonomy places the organism in Eukaryota, Ciliophora, Heterotrichea, Heterotrichida, Blepharismidae. The record is from the annotation of a GenBank genome assembly.